Molecule: messenger RNA, 909 nt
Organism: Clarias gariepinus (North African catfish)
Lineage: Eukaryota; Metazoa; Chordata; Actinopteri; Siluriformes; Clariidae
Product: C-type lectin domain family 4 member M-like
Exons: 5
Coding region: 52-909 (285 amino acids)
Source: RefSeq, a predicted model, not a curated record
UUUUUUGUUGUUGUAUUUUUCAGUUUCUUAGAGUAAAAGAACAAAACAUCAAUGAUGACUGACACAGUUUCUGUAAACUCACUAGAUCUAAAGGACGAAAAUGAUCUUUAUGAAGUUAUCUACAUGGAAGAAAUCAAAGAAUCUCAUGUGACCACAAGUGAUAAAGGAACUAUGACUUCAGCUUCGGAGCCGUGCGCUGCAGGAUGCAGGUGUUACAGACUGGCUGUAGUGUGUCUGCUGAUGCUGGUUGUACUCUUGAUGGCCGCUGUCUUAGUACUGGGGGUCAAUUUCAACAACCUGACUGCAGAGAGAGAUGAGUUACAGACCAGUUUUAACAAUAUGACUAGCGAGAGAGUCCAGUUAGAGACCAGUUACAACAAACUGACUGCUGAGAAACAACGUUUGGCAACCAGUUAUACAAACAUGACUAAAGAAAGAGACCAGUUACAGAGGAAUAGAGACGAUCUUGAGAAGAAGAGAGACGGACUCCAGAAGAGGCUUUCUCAGCUGAAGGAAGACAUUAACACACCAGAGUGGAGAUACUUCAACUCCAGUAUUUAUUACAUCUCUACUGAGAGGAAAAGCUGGAGUGACAGCAGAAAGGACUGCAGGAGACGAGGAGCAGACCUGGUGAUCAUUAACAGCCGGGAAGAACAGGACUUUGUUGAGGUGUGGAGAAAAGGUGGAAGUGCUUGGACUGGUGCAAAUGACAGAGACACAGAAGGGAUCUGGAAAUGGGUGGACGGUACAGCUGUGAUCAGUGGGUUCUGGAGUAAAGGUGAACCCAACAACAGAGGUGAUGAGGACUGUGCUGUUUCUGGUUAUCGGUCUAAACCUGUGCCAAAUUGGGUUGAUGUUUCCUGUAGUUCACAGUAUAUUUGGAUCUGUGAGAAGAAAAUCAUCAUUUGA